GUGAGCACCUUGUCACGUGAUGUUUUGGUCAUCAUGGCGGCCUCCUUCAGACGGCUGCUAAGUUUAGGGUCCUGGCUGCUUGUCAUGUUGUUCUUUUGCGGGUCUCUGACUGAAGAUGCGGAGGACUGCAGCCACCUGAGACUCGGACAAUAUCUCUGCAAAGAUCCAGAGAUCGAUGAAGCCACGCAGGAGCCGAAGAACUGCCGGGACGGAGAGGCUAAAGUGAAUUGCUUCCCUGCUCCAAACAUCACCUGUCGGCUCUCCAACGGAACCGAGGUCCAGUUCAGCGGCAGUGAGGUGGGCUUCCAGAAAACCAUCUCCUGCAGGAACGUGAGCGGUUCUUCCUAUAAGGUGGCCGUGGCUCUGUCUCUGUUUCUGGGCUGGCUGGGAGCAGACCGGUUCUACCUGGGAUACCCGGCCCUCGGUCUGUUGAAGUUCUGCACGGUCGGGUUCUGUGGGAUCGGAACCCUUAUCGACUUUGUUCUGAUCGCCAUGCAGAUUGUGGGUCCGGCUGACGGGUCCGACUACAUUGUGGAUUAUUACGGCGCCCGCCUGACCCGCCUUUCCAUCACCAACGAGACCUACAGGAAGCCUCACCAGUCCCUCUGAUUGCCCGGGCCGAGCCGCAACUCCGUCCAUUUUUUUGGACAACUGGACCUUGCCCACCGACUGGAGGAGGAGAUAAAGGUCCAGUGCAGGUGUCCUUCAUGUCCUCCAGGUGUCUUCAAUGUGUCCUCCAUGUUCUCCUGUGAAGCUCAGUUGUUCUUUUCUGUUUCUGCUCUAAGUUAUUAAGUUUUGAAUAAAUAUUUCUGU
Molecule: messenger RNA, 813 nt
Organism: Cyprinodon variegatus (sheepshead minnow)
Lineage: Eukaryota; Metazoa; Chordata; Actinopteri; Cyprinodontiformes; Cyprinodontidae
Gene: tm2d1
Product: TM2 domain containing 1
Exons: 7
Coding region: 34-609 (191 amino acids)
Source: RefSeq, a predicted model, not a curated record